CUUUUUAUGCUUAAUGGUGUGGUGUAAUUCAAAAUAAUAGUAGGCAUUUUUAUCAUUACAAAAUAAUGUCAAAAGUUUUGCUAGUACCCAAAAUGCCCCUGUUACAAUUCCCCCCAAUCCCCCUUUUGAUUCUCCCUCUCUCUCAAACUCUCCCCCGACUGUUCAACUAACCAGAACCCAAACCCGUCGCAGCCCCCGUCGAAACCCCGCCCUGUUGCCCGUCGUCUCGCCUCUCGCCGUCCGUCCGUCAAAACCCAUAGCCUCUCGCCGUCCGUCUGUCAUCCAAAACUCACGGUUCGAGUUUCUCCAUACCCAAAACAAAGGUAAGCUUAUUACAUUGAAUUUGUGUUUGUAGUGUUAUAUUUUAGGAUUGUUUGUGUGUUUGUGUCUGGUUUUCGGUUUGAAUCUAGUUUGUUUUGGGUAUGGAUUAGUGUGGCUAUGGUGAGAGUGAAGUCUGGGAUUUUUGUGGGUCUGGUAAGGUUGCUCGAUUGUGGUUCGAUGCAUGCUCGAUAGGGGUUUGAUAGGUUAAGCCGUUAAGGGUUCCAAGUUUAGGUUCGAUGCUCGAUGGGGGUUCGAUGCAUGCUUGAUGGGUUGGGUAUUUGUUGGGUUCGAUGGUUGUCGAUGUUGGUUCGAUAGGGUAAGCCUUAGGGGUUCUUCGAUGGGGUAGGCCCAUUAUGGGUUCUAGGUUUAAACCUAAGAAAUUAGAUGCAUGCUCGAUGGGGGCUCGAUGGAUUAGGUCUUAUGUUGGGUUCGAUGGUGGUUCGAUGCAUGCUCUAGGGGUUCGAUAGGGGUUUCGAUGGGUACUCGAUAGAGGUUCGAUGGGUGUUCGAUAUGGGUUCGAUGGUUGCAUGUAUGUUUAUUUAUGGAUUUUUCACGCGACUUUGUUUAACUGUAUUAUUUUUAUCUUUAUUUUUUGCAGAUGCUGAAGUUUCUUUUACCCUUGACAGAUCACUUUCCUGGACGAGUCAUGUAUAGGGGCAAUGGUUACUUUAAAACAAUCAAGGACAAGUUUGAGGAUCUCGGGUUGAUAGAAAAGGUGAAGGAAUCCCCUUUCAAACAAUUUUUCAUGGCUGAGAAGUUAAACUUCUCUGCAUCUCUCAUACAUCAAUUAAUGUUGCGCAAGAUCCAGUGCAUCAAAGAGGAUGAGUUGCAUUUACAUUUGGGAUCUAGAACCUGUAGAUUUGGUAGAGGCGAGUUUGCUUUGGUUACGGGGUUGAACUUCAGUUCCGGGCCAUCUGAGACUGAUUUGAAGAAACACUUGACUAGUGACCGCUUAAUCAAGGAGUACUUUAAUGAUGAAGAAACAGUGAAGAUAAUACAUUUGGAGGGUGCUUUAAAAAACUACACUGUAGUUGAAGAUGCCUAUAAGUUGGGCCUAUGUUUCUUUGUUGAGGGGGUUUUACUUGCACGAGAGGGCAAGUUAAAUGUCUGAAUAGAUUCGCUGAAGAUGGUGGAGGACACUGAGUACUUCUUUACUUACUCAUGGGGGAAGGUGUCUUUUAACAAGCUUAUGGAUUCAUGUAAAAAAGACAUGCAUCAUCAAAAGAGGAACUAUGAGAAGAAGAAGGAAGUUAAGGGGAAACAGAAAGAAGCAAAAUACAGUUUGUAUGGUUAUGUCCCUACAUUGCAGUAUUGGGCAUACGAAGUCAUCCAGCAGUUUGCACAUGAGUAUGGUAUUAACCAUGGAAACCAGUUUCCGAGGAUGCUCAGUUGGUCGAGCAAUAAGGAGCGUCCUAUUUCGAAGGCCGACCUUGCACCGAUGUUCAAGAAGACGAGUUUGAUUGUGUUGUCCAUGUUGAAGCUCAAGCCAUCGAAGAUAGAUUAUUAUAGCGCUCUAACGGAGGGUGAUGCUCCCUUGUAUCCCGGGUUGGGCCAAGAAGAAGAGGUAGAAACUCCCACUGAUUUUGAGAAGGUGGUGGAGAUAGAUGCUGAGGUUGCGAAGGCAGCUAAUAUUUUUGUUGAUGGCCCUGAUGAUGAGGAUACCCCAGUCCCCAUCGGCCCCACACCCUCGGCCCCAGCCCCAUCGGUACACCCCAGUCCUGAUCAACCUGAUUUACGGGAGGUGUUGGAGAGGUUGGAGCAAGUUGAGAGUCGUCAAGAUACCAUCCUAAAGAAUCAGGCGGUCAUCAUGGAUGCUGUCAAUAAGAUCUUGACAUUCAUACAAGAUCUUCCAAAUGAUUCUGAUUCCGACUCACUUGACCUCCCAGAUGAUUUUCUCUCACAUGACAUAGGCACUCCUCCCCCGAUAGUACUCACAGCAAAUCCUGAGACCCCAGGUGUUGCUAUUUUAGAACCUGGGGAUGUUGUUGGUGUAGAGUUUGAAUUGGCCAAGAGGAAAAGACGCAAACCUAAGAAAUUUGAAGACUACACCGACCCAACCAGAAAGAAAACUCGUUUGGAUGCGAUUGAUGACGUGCCAUUAGUCCUCGUCCCUCUAAAGAAGCCACUUGCUACACAGUACAGGACGGUCGGCAAGUGGUUUCUUGGAGAUAUUCUGAACAAGACGAAGAGGGAUGUCCAAACUGGUGUGUAUGGUUCGAGUUAGUUUCUGACGAUGAAGACACCACAGUUUUGGAUCGAUGAUGGGCAUAUUGAUGCGGCCAAGCAUAUGCUACGUAGGCGUCGACAGUUCUAUCCCGGGGCGUAUCGGCAAGAUACUGUUGUGAUGAAUAUUAUGUUCUCACAAGUGGUACCGGCCCGUUAUGAUGCAUAUCAGAAUGCCAAGGAAGGGGAUAAGAAAAGGUUUUUGUGGGAUUCAGAUGUGAUAUCAAUGAUUACGGGAAUUGACAAUCAAUUUCUAGCAUCGUGGAAAGGAGUAGACACUGUAUAUUGGUGCCAGAACUACCUUCAAGCGCAUUGGUUUGCAGUUGAAGCCUCCAUUUCUACUUAGACUCUGAAUGUUUAUGAUUCGGACGUGACAGUGAUAAGUGAUAAACAACUGCAAUCGUUUAUGAAGUCAUGGUCUACUUUGUUCCCAUCGUUGUUAUUGCAGUCACAACUUUUCAAGGACAACCCUCUGUUGCGAAAAUUAAGUUACGCAAGUAUACGUAAUCGCUUUUGUAGUUUAUUCCGGUAAGACCGAUAUCGUUCCCACAGAGACUGAUUUAUCA
Messenger RNA from Humulus lupulus (European hop), 3110 nucleotides. RefSeq lists its product as uncharacterized. The record is from RefSeq and is a predicted model, not a curated record. Bases 1448 to 2545 code for a protein of 365 amino acids. Lineage: Eukaryota; Viridiplantae; Streptophyta; Magnoliopsida; Rosales; Cannabaceae. The transcript is spliced from 3 exons.